This is a messenger RNA of Sitophilus oryzae (rice weevil), 1252 nucleotides long. It is a transcript of the gene Ubc10, whose product is annotated as ubiquitin-conjugating enzyme E2 L3. The record is from RefSeq and is a predicted model, not a curated record. NCBI's taxonomy places the organism in Eukaryota, Metazoa, Arthropoda, Insecta, Coleoptera, Curculionidae. The transcript has 4 exons. Bases 315 to 779 code for a protein of 154 amino acids.
UAUAUAGCGUAUAUGAUAUCUUCUGUGGGUGGACAUCUUCAAGGAUGACACACUUUUAUUUUGGGCAGUAGUUUUCAUUUUGUACUAUAAAUAAACGUUACUGACAGAAUCUGUGGACAGAAUUUUGACAGAUAUGACGGGAAAGUUUAGAAGAAAAAAAGAGGCAUUGAACAUUAUGAGAUCUUUCUAAAGAAAAUUCAAGUGUUUUUGAAUGCUUUAGUUGAACAUUUAUAAAUUAAAUUAGUGCGUUUAUUAGAUUUUUAUAAAAUAUAUAAUUAUAUCGGUAAAAAGUGACUUGCUAAAAUAUAAACAAAAUGGCAGCCACUAGAAGGUUGCAGAAGGAACUAGGAGACAUACGAAACUCGGGACUAAAGUCGUUCCGAGACAUUCAAGUUGAUGAAACGAAUAUAUUAACAUGGCAAGGUCUUAUUGUACCAGAUAGUCCGCCUUAUAACAAAGGAGCUUUUAAAAUAGAAAUAAAUUUUCCGGCAGAAUAUCCUUUUAAACCACCUAAAAUUAAUUUCAAAACGAAAAUAUAUCAUCCUAAUAUUGAUGAAAAAGGACAAGUGUGUUUGCCGAUUAUCAGCGCUGAAAAUUGGAAACCCGCAACUAAAACUGAUCAAGUUAUUCAAGCACUCGUAGCACUUGUAAAUGACCCCGAACCCGAACACCCCCUUAGAGCAGACCUGGCGGAAGAAUAUUUAAAGGAUAAGAAGAAAUUUACAAAAAACGCAGAAGAAUAUACGAAAAAACACAGUGAAAAAAGACCAACGGAUUAAAAAGACAUAUUUAUCAUUUAGACCGAUUCUUACAGAUGUUGAUGAGAUGAAACAAAAUCUGAACUCGCCUAAAAACUUCGUAAAUUACUAUGGCGGACUGAUAACUAGGUUACCUAAUAUUUCUUCUUAUAUUUGUAAAAAAAAGGCAUUUUGUAACAAAGCCAAUUUUUUAAAAGCUUUAAACAGAUACCUAAACUAUUCUUUUGUUGUUCUCUAGGAUUCAGUCUGCCGAUAACUUGUAAAUUAAAAUCUUUUUAUACACUUUUUAGUUUCAGUAACAAAGCAUUUUAAAUAUUUUUAAGUUUGUACUUUAUACAAAGCUAUUCCUAAAUUUCGGUGUCCUUUUUUAUAAGCGCUAAAUUUUCAUAACGACGCUAUAUUUAUAUAAACAUAGAAACGUUACUUUAGUUUUUAAAGGAUGUCUCUCAGAAUGUUGUAAAUUGUAAUGGUUGUUUAAUAAAAUAUAUUUAAAU